AUGUCCCCCCUGCAGUGUCCCUGGCAAUGUCUUCCGGCCGAUGCCGGCAUCUGUCUUCUGGGUUCCAAUCCCUGCAACGUCAGGACGUACGGGGACGGAACUGGUGGGAAAUUUACAAAUUUUAAAAUAAAACAUUACUGUAUCAAACCAUUUCACAUACAUUUUGUCCCUAGUGCUUUGUCCUGUGCCCUGCCUGCAUUUUUACUGUUCUUUCUGCCUUGAAAUUGAGAAACGUCCAUGGCGUCCAAAAAGCGUCCCUUUAGGUCAAAAGCAGUUUUAGACCAGCUAAAAAACAGCGAUAGUAAAUUAGAACCACUUGCAGAAUUGA
This is a messenger RNA of Staurois parvus, 328 nucleotides long. NCBI's taxonomy places the organism in Eukaryota, Metazoa, Chordata, Amphibia, Anura, Ranidae. The record is from the annotation of a GenBank genome assembly.